Molecule: messenger RNA, 1376 nt
Organism: Copidosoma floridanum
Lineage: Eukaryota; Metazoa; Arthropoda; Insecta; Hymenoptera; Encyrtidae
Gene: Snr1
Product: SWI/SNF related, matrix associated, actin dependent regulator of chromatin, subfamily b, member 1
Biological process (GO): chromatin remodeling
Cellular component (GO): nuclear chromosome
Source: RefSeq, a predicted model, not a curated record
UUUUGACACAAGAGAAUGUAGGGUUAGAAUUCAUAUGAUUCGUACAAACUCUUUAAUCUUUUUCAACUGAUCAACUAUCAACCGUGAAAUUUUGUCAAUUAAGCUUAACAAGCUUUAUUCGGUUGGAAUACAAGCACAAUCAAUUUAUUUUCUACCGAAAAUUUGUUGGGUGGUUAGUAUCACAAGUGGAUUGAAAAUACUCAACCAUGGCUUUGAGAACUUACGGAGAUAAGCCAAUUAGUUUCCAAGUUGAGGAAGGUGGAGAAUAUUAUUGCAUUGGAUCUGAAGUAGGCAAUUACCUGCGCCUCUUUAGAGGUUCACUAUACAAGAGAUAUCCUGGCAUGUACAGAAGAUCAAUCACAAAUGAUGAAAGAAAAAAACUCGUCGAGCUGGGUCUUAGUCAACAUGUUCUUGCCUCCAGUGUUUCCCUUCUCCGAGCCAGUGAAGUUGAAGAUAUAAUUGAAGGUAAUGAUGACAAGUACAAAGCUGUAUCGGUACAUUCUACAGAACCACCAGCCCCUCGGGAAGGCAAAACCAAGAAAUCUAUGGCAUGGGUUCCAAGUUUACCAAACAGUUCACAUUUGGAUGCAGUUCCUCAAGCGACCCCAAUCAAUAGAAAUAGGGUGCACAAUAAAAAAGUCAGAACUUUUCCAUUAUGUUACGAUGACACUGACCCAUCAUCGAAUUUGGAAAACGCUGCGCAACAAGAAGUCUUGGUUCCAAUUCGCUUGGACAUGGAAAUAGAAGGUCAAAAAUUACGAGAUACGUUUACGUGGAAUAAAAAUGAAAGUAUUAUUUCUCCAGAACAGUUUGCCGAAGUUUUAUGCGAUGAUUUGGAUCUGAAUCCAUUGACUUUUGUGCCUGCCAUAGCUCAGGCAAUUAAACAACAAAUAGAAGCAUUUCCUCAAGAAGCAGUUUUGGACGAACAAAGUGAUCAAAGAGUGAUUAUAAAAUUAAAUAUUCAUGUGGGCAAUACAUCAUUGGUGGACCAAGUUGAAUGGGAUAUGUCGGAAAAGGAAAAUAAUCCUGAAAAAUUUGCAAUGAAGCUGUGUGCUGAACUCGGACUUGGCGGGGAAUUUGUCACUGCUAUUGCCUACAGUGUGAGAGGUCAAUUAUCAUGGCACCAGCGCACAUAUGCAUUCUCAGAAGCACCACUACCAACAGUAGAAGUACCUUUCAGACCACCUUCGGAGGCUGACAUAUGGGCUCCUUUUCUGGAAACCCUGACAGACGCCGAGAUGGAGAAAAAAAUACGGGACCAAGAUAGAAACACAAGACGUAUGCGUAGAUUAGCAAAUACUACACCAGGCUGGUAAAACUUGAAUGUGGUCUGAAAAAGCACUCUUACACAGGGAUUCAAACACUUGAAAACUUGA